ACUGGAUCUAUUGCAGCCUCAGAUUUGCUCUCCUAAGAUCAGCCAUCAUGUGUAUCAGGGGCUGUAAAAACAAACAACAACAUUCUGCUGGCAACAGCAGAGGGUCGCUUGUAAUUCAUUGGGGACAUAAGUUCAGAUCUUUACAUAUAUUUCUGACGUUUUGUUACAGUUAGCUAGUAACCCUCUUUUUAAAAUUUUAACUUAUGUAUAACUUAUUUUGCCUCGUCUAUAUGGAAUGUAGAAUAUCUAUACAACAAUAUACUACCAUUAUUAUCAUUACCAUUAGUUCAUAGUUGUGGUCUCGCUGUUUGUUCUUGGAUUUGGUCUUGCCUUCUAUAUGCUCUUGAACAACAAUCCAAGCUUUUCGAAUGGAGGUUUGUCUAUGAUGAAAGUUGUGCUGAUGGUAGUUGGAGAUUUGGAUUAUGACAGUGUUUUGCCUGCACGUGUUAGCCGUGAACACGAACACAUCAAUGCAUUGUACGAGACCCUGAGGUCUCACUUUAGUGAGUUUUUAUUCAUCAGGAAUCUUGCUAAUGCUACAGUUCAUGAUGAGCAUGGAAAUACUCUGCUGUCAUGUGCUGCCAAUCAAAGUGCCACACCUGGCGAUGAUGUUGGUCUCAUACUGCCACCUUUGUCAUAUAUCAUCUUCUUUUUAUUUACUUUACUUAUGCCAAUUGUUGUUCUGAACACAUUGAUUGGUUUGGCUGUGGGUGACAUUGCAACUAUAAAGGAACAGGCUGGCUUAAGGCGAAUUCGAAUGCAGAUAAAGCUGCUGAUUGACUUGGAAAGUGCAUUGCCAUCUUGGUUCCUUAACCGUGUCCAAGUCAUUCACAGCUCACACUCCUCAAAAGACGAAAACACUUUCCGCAGCUGGGUGGUUCGUGCUACUAAAGCUGCAGAAGAGCCAGCAGCUGAUCAACAACAGUCUUUUCUUCAUCUUCAACUGAAUGAAGUAAAACUUAAUCUGAGUUUACUAGAGGAUUGGCUUGGUGACAUUGAAACUACUAUGGAUAACCAUCUCAUGCUUGUGAAGAAACUGGCUGAAUGUGUUAAACACAUACAAUUGAAGGAGGUACCAUCAAUUGCAGAGGGACGACAACAUUUAACAUCAAGUGUUAGUUCGACCAUUGACAUAGAGCAGAGUGUGAGGUCUAAGUUAGAAACUGUGGGUGAGGACAGAGAUGAAGUAUAGCAUAAAGAUGCAAGAGACAUACAUGAAAUGAUACUUUGUCAAUGAGAAAGUAUAGACUUUGUUAAUCAAGUAAGAAGUUAGUCCAUGUCUAGCAUUGUCUUGAGUUUGUAGUUAGAUGUGCAACGACCUGGUCUAGUGGAUACAGAUAUAGCAAUAGUAUAUGGUGGCCUUGUCAAGUUUGUAUCUUGAAUGCAUCUAAACACUUAGGUGUUGUAUUGCCAUUACUAAUUGUUACUUGACUAUGUUCUUACGUUUUAACAUGAUUGAAGGAGC
This is a messenger RNA of Corticium candelabrum, 1465 nucleotides long. RefSeq names its product transient receptor potential cation channel subfamily A member 1-like. Lineage: Eukaryota; Metazoa; Porifera; Homoscleromorpha; Homosclerophorida; Plakinidae. Gene Ontology annotation, cellular component: membrane. The transcript has 7 exons. The record is from RefSeq and is a predicted model, not a curated record. The coding region runs from base 338 to 1192 and encodes 284 amino acids. Gene Ontology annotation, biological process: transmembrane transport; monoatomic ion transport. Gene Ontology annotation, molecular function: monoatomic ion channel activity.